Phalacrocorax carbo (great cormorant) is the source of this 580-nucleotide messenger RNA. NCBI's taxonomy places the organism in Eukaryota, Metazoa, Chordata, Aves, Suliformes, Phalacrocoracidae. The record is from RefSeq and is a predicted model, not a curated record.
CCAGGGAGCACCCAGAGCAUAUAAAAGAUGAGAACAAGGAAAAAGACACGCAUCUCCUGGGACAAGGGCGGCUUGGUGGACCACAAACUGCCUGGAGGGACCCAACGCUGAGCUGGCAAUGGCCUCUCACCAUGUAAUCACGGUCCAGCCCCAGUUUUCAGCUGCCCCGCGGGCAGGAGAGUGGCAGUCGGGUCUGAUGGAUUGCUGCUCUGACUUCAGUGUGUGUAUUUGCGGAGCCUUCUGCUUCAGCUGCCUGGGGUGCCAAGUUGCCGCAGACAUGGAUGAGUGCUGCCUGUGUGGCUCCAGCGUGGCCAUGAGGACACUUUACCGCACCAGAUACAACAUCCCAGGCUCCAUUCUGGGUGACUGUGCCUCCACCAUGUUCUGCCCCAUGUGCACGCUCUGCCAGCUGAAGAGAGACAUCAACCGGAGGAAGGAGCUGGGCAUAUUCUGAUGCCACCAUCCUCACUGCACCCUGCAGAGCUGCUGCAGGCAGGAGUCUUCACUGCCCCAGCCCUUGGGAAACACACCGCAGGGGGUUUGCCUUGAUCGUGGUUGAUUUCCCCCUUCCCUGGAUAAC